UGAGGCGCCAGUGUGACGCCAUCUACCGGUGGAAUGCAGGAAUAAAUAAACAUUCUCGCUGUGAGGUGCGUUCAGGUGGAAGAGGAAGAACUCGUAUCUCUCCACACUGGAAAGGUGAAGAUUCAUUAUUAUAUUUCAUGGGAUCUUCUUCUUGGGACCACGGAGCUCCGGAGGAGGGACUUGAUGGCAACGUGACGUCAUAUCCCCGCGACGCACGUGUGCGCGGAGUCAGUCGCGGAGAUGGCUGCAGAAAGGCUUCAGUUCCACGAGAUGGGCUUAGACGACCGACUUUUAAAGGUGGUUGCAGACCUGGGCUGGUCCCAGCCGACGCUCAUCCAGGAGAAGGCCAUCCCUUUGGCGCUGGAGGGGAAAGACCUGCUGGCUCGAGCUCGCACCGGAUCGGGGAAGACCGCCGCCUACGCCGUCCCCGUCAUCCAGCGCAUCCUGGCCUCCAAACAGAGCGUCCGAGAGCAGGACGUGAGGGCUCUGAUCCUGGUUCCGACCAAAGAGCUGGGUCAGCAGGUCCAGGCCAUGAUCCGACAGCUAACGGCCUUCUGCUCCAGAGACGUCCGAGUGGCUGACGUCUCCGGGAAAACGGACCUGUCCGCACAGAGGCCCGUCUUAAUGGAGAAGCCCGACGUGGUCGUGGGGACGCCGUCCCGCGUGCUCGCCCACCUCGCCGCCCAGAACCUGGUGCUCCAUUCGUCCCUGGAGAUGCUGGUGGUUGACGAGGCCGACCUGCUCUUCUCCUUCGGCUUCGAGGCCGACCUGAAGAGCUUGUUGUGCCACCUGCCGAAGAUCUACCAGUCGUUCCUGAUGUCGGCGACCUUCACCGAGGACGUUCAGGCCCUGAAGGAGCUGCUGCUUCACAACCCCGUGAUCCUGAAGCUUCAGGGCUCUCAGCUCCCCGACAGCAGCCAGCUGCAGCAGUACAGCAUCAAGUGCGAGGAGGAGGACAAGUUCCUGCUGGUCUACACGCUGCUGAAGCUGCGUCUGGUCCAGGGGAAGACGCUGGUCUUCGUGGGCUCGGUGGACCGGAGCUACAGACUCAAACUCUUCAUGGAGCAGUUUGGUAUUCCCGCCUGCGUGCUCAACUCCGAGCUGCCCGUCCAGUCCAGGUGUCACAUCAUCACGCAGUUCAACCAGGGCUUCUACGACUACAUCAUCGCCACAGACGAGCAGAGCCUGGCGGACCCCGCCGCCGCCGCCGCUCCGCCGCCCCCCAGCAAAGGGAAGAAGAAGAAGAGCUCUGAGAGAGGAGGAAGGUCGAAGGACAAAGAGUUCGGGGUCUCCAGAGGAGUCGACUUCCAGAACGUCGCCAACGUCCUCAACUUCGAUUUCCCUCUCACGGUGGAGUCGUACAUCCACCGCGUGGGGAGAACGGCGAGGGCAGACAACCCCGGCACGGCGCUGUCCCUGAUCUCCCACACGGAACUGGGGCUGCUGGAGGAGGUGGAGGAGGCGCUGACGGGAGAUAACGCCGAGUCGGUUCUCAAACCGUACACCUUCAGGAUGGAGGAGAUCGAAGGCUUCAGGUACAGGUGCAGGGACGCCAUGCGGUCAGUGACGAAGCAGGCGGUGAGGGAGGCGCGGCUGAAGGAGAUCAAGCAGGAGCUCCUCAACUCAGAGAAACUCAAGACGUAUUUCGAGGACAACCCCAGAGACCUUCAGCUGCUCCGACACGACAAAGACCUCCACCCUGCCGUCAUCAAACCUCACCUGAGGAACGUCCCGGAGUACCUCGUUCCUGAGACGCUGAAGGGCUGCGUCAACCCGCUGUCCGCCCGCAGGAGGAGGAAGACGGCGCUCCGAUCCAAGCCGGACGGAGUCGUCAAGAGCAGCUUCAAGAAGAACCUCCGGGGGAAGAACCCUCUGAAGAGCUUCCGAUACAGCGGGCCGAGGAGCAGCCGCUCGUAACCACGGAAACCGGCGAAGGCUUCGCCAGGAGGACUCGGGAGGACAUGACGUACGCCAGGAAUACAGUGUCUGUGUUCGACUAUUUGUGAUGCAUGUGUGAAACGUUGAAGAUGUUUGUUAAAAUAAAGGGAUUUCUUCUCA
This is a messenger RNA of Pungitius pungitius (ninespine stickleback), 2058 nucleotides long. It is a transcript of the gene ddx56, whose product is annotated as DEAD (Asp-Glu-Ala-Asp) box helicase 56. The coding region runs from base 241 to 1917 and encodes 558 amino acids. The record is from RefSeq and is a predicted model, not a curated record. Lineage: Eukaryota; Metazoa; Chordata; Actinopteri; Perciformes; Gasterosteidae. Gene Ontology annotation, molecular function: RNA helicase activity; ATP binding; nucleic acid binding. The transcript is spliced from 15 exons.